AUGUCUAUUGUAUUUGAGAAUUCUAAUUUUCUUUCUGAAGAACAAAGUCGUUCUUUAUUUAGUAAACUUCUAAUAUUUUCCCAAGUAACCGGUGUUCUGGCUUUUCUUAGUUCUGCAUACUGGAUGGGAAAUUUUGAUGAUGGAGGUUAUGGAUGGAAUGAUGAUCCAGAAAAACAGUUUCAUUAUCAUCCUACUUUCAUGACAAUGGGAUUUAUAUUUAUGUAUGGAGAAUCAAUAAUUAUAUAUAGAGCAUUAAGAAGUGAACCAAAAAGAAUAACAAAAUUGGCACAUCUUUGUAUUCAUACAGUAGUAAUAAUUUUUGUACUUGUGGCUAUUAAAGCAGUUUUAGAUUCUCAUAAUUAUCAUAAAGAUAGUGAUGGUAAUUUGGAUCCAAUACCAAAUUAUGUUUCAUUACAUUCAUGGAUUGGUGGUACUAUUGUUUUAUCAUAUAUUGCACAAUAUAUUGUAGGAUUUUAUACUUAUUUUAUACCUGGAGCUAGACAAUCAACAAGACAAUAUUUAAUGCCAUUUCAUCAAUUAUUUGGACUUAUUAUUUUUAUAAUUGUUUGUAUAAAUGCAUUAGUUGGUAUAUCUGAAAGAGCUGCUUGGAAACAUACAUGUUGGACUAGAGAUAAAGAAUUUUGUGGAAAACAAGUUUUAAGUAAUUUUCUUGGCAUUUUUAUUAUUUGUUAUUGUGUAAGUGUUGUAAUAAUUAUAUUAAAUCCUAGAUGGAAAAGAAGACCAUUACCAGAAGAGGAAACAUUACAUAGAUUAAGUGAAUUGGAUUAA
Strongyloides ratti is the source of this 789-nucleotide messenger RNA. RefSeq names its product Cytochrome b561, eukaryote domain and Cytochrome b561/ferric reductase transmembrane domain-containing protein. The transcript has 2 exons. The coding region runs from base 1 to 789 and encodes 262 amino acids. Lineage: Eukaryota; Metazoa; Nematoda; Chromadorea; Rhabditida; Strongyloididae. Gene Ontology annotation, molecular function: oxidoreductase activity. The record is from RefSeq and is a predicted model, not a curated record.